Molecule: messenger RNA, 387 nt
Organism: Phytophthora nicotianae INRA-310
Lineage: Eukaryota; Oomycota; Peronosporomycetes; Peronosporales; Peronosporaceae
Exons: 1
Coding region: 1-387 (128 amino acids)
Source: RefSeq, a predicted model, not a curated record
AUGGCCCCCGCGACGCGCAAGAACGAUCCAGACGCGCCGCCAGGAGGCGAGAGACAAGCCGAGCUGGAAGCGCAGCCCACACAGCUACGCGCCGAGAUUACAGCCCUCCAAGCCAACAAUCAAACGCAGCGUCAACCGCCGCUAGAGUCCAAGGCUCGCGUUCCGAGCGGCCUGCCAAAGUUCAAGGGGAAGCGCGACGACGAUGUGCGUCAGUGGCUCUUCCAAGUGGAGACCCUGUGCCGAAUCAACGGUCACAACGCGACGGACGACAACUACUCUGCCUUUGAUCGCGGGGACAGCGAUGGAGGAACCUGCGUCAGGAUGGUUCCUGUUCUGGGCCUCAAAAACACCGACGGAUAUGCAGACGUGGCGUCGGUUCACGGGUGA